Molecule: messenger RNA, 1001 nt
Organism: Salvia splendens (bonfire salvia)
Lineage: Eukaryota; Viridiplantae; Streptophyta; Magnoliopsida; Lamiales; Lamiaceae
Exons: 1
Coding region: 69-710 (213 amino acids)
Source: RefSeq, a predicted model, not a curated record
GUUAAUGAAGCUGUUUAUAAACUCAUGCACACCACACAACUCUUUCAUUACAUCCUCAAAAUUUUGAGAUGGUCUUCGCGGAGCCCCUCCUUUUUCUCUAUGACUCCGACGAGACGGGAUCCAGUGCCCGAUUAUCCUUCUCGUCUGAGUUUCUCGACGAGAGCAACUUCAUCACCAUAUUCCCCAACCCAAGGGCAGACAGGGAGGAGCGGGCCGCGGUUGACUUCGAGUUCCUCUCAGGAAACCUAACCGGCAUGAUCGCCGCCGACGAGCUCUUCAGCGAAGGAAAGCUGAUCCCUUUCCAGCAAAUCCACCUCGCCGAGAAGCUCGACAAAAUUAGCCUGAAACCAGAAGAAGAAGCUAGAAAGAAGGAUCAGGAGAGAAGGAUGAGCUGGUUCGUCGACGACGAUCCGUCUCCUAGGCCUCCCAAAUGCACUGUUUUGUGGAAGGAGCUGCUCAAGCUGAAGAAGCCUCGCCCUUCCACACUCUCUCCGCCUAAUUCAUCAUCUUCUUCCUCCUCGUCCCGAACUUCUUCAGUUCGGGGAGAGGUAGUGAAGGAGAGCGGGGAAAGUAGCAAGAGAGUGAAGAAAGGGAAGGAGAGGACGCGGUCGUUUAGUAUACGGAUUAGGCCGGUUUUGAAUGUGCCUAUCUGCACGCAGCCGAAGAACGCCGCUCUGCCGCCAUUGUUUUCCUCAAGGACAGGUAGAUGAGAGAGAGUAUUAUAAGAACGCGCAGUUUGUAUUUUUUGCUUACAUUGAUUAAUUUCAUGUUAUUCUUUUCAUGGUGAUUUGAAUUUGUGACUGAAUCUGCUUGUUUUUUGGUUUAAUAAGUUUGGAUGUGCAGAAACAUGUUCCAGGUAACCUGGAUAACCUCUAGUUUUCUGGGGCCAAACAUAGCAAUUAGUACUACAUAGCAAUUUCUGGUUGGAUUAUUGUAUUUUUAUUGUUCUCCACUGUAUUUUAUUUUAUUCUAUUCUUGGUAAAUAACCCUUUAGAUCUAAA